This is a messenger RNA of Lytechinus variegatus (green sea urchin), 3473 nucleotides long. RefSeq lists its product as uncharacterized. Lineage: Eukaryota; Metazoa; Echinodermata; Echinoidea; Temnopleuroida; Toxopneustidae. The transcript is spliced from 2 exons. The coding region runs from base 1844 to 2689 and encodes 281 amino acids. The record is from RefSeq and is a predicted model, not a curated record.
CCUGGCUGAUUUUGCAAUAACUCACACGAGUAUAUGCAGUGUAAGGUAUAAAAUUACAUUUGACACGCUCGACACGGGUGAACGUAUUAAGGGGGAUUGAAACUGGAAUGCCGCCCCCAAUGGCGGCAUAUUUUAGUAUUCUCCUCGAUGGAUCGGAUGAGAGAUGUUGCAGUUAUUGCUUGCGGCAUGAAUGUAUAGGAGGCAGAUAGACACGUACUGUAUAUCUCACGUUUUAUUUUGAUGAGUUUCAUUUCGUGUCUAGACGAAUACAUGUGUUCCCUCCAUGUCUCGAAUGAGACCCCGGCGGAAUGCUGUCACACCUUCGCACUGGUCACACGGCCCUCGAUGUGUUUUCAUUAUUCAUUCAAGAGACAACAUACAAGUGCGGAGCGAGGCGAGAAUUCGGUUUCUUGUCUUCUUUGACACCUCGCGUUUUUUUUCGAGGAAGGAAUAACAAAAAUACACCGGCGAGACUAUAGUGAGGGUGACGAAAUGGCAUUCGUGAUUGAGAAGGGUUUUCAAGGAAACUAUAAAUAAAUAGUCGAUUACACGACCUCGUGAGACUGAAUUACUAUUGUUAUUAUUUUUCAUAUCCAAUUUCGCAUCAUAAUGGUCGUGGAGAUAAGUCACGCCCGAUUCCCACCGAACUAUGAAAGGUCAUCCUCUCAGCGUGCGACGUAUAUUAUACCCCCCUCUGUGCUUUUGGAUAAGACCAUCAAAAAUCACACGGACUAAUAAUCAUAUUUGCCGAGCUAUGAAUACAAUCAUAAAUCCUCCAGGCCGCGGUGAUGUGACAUCUCAAUUUGUACCACAUGACACUUUGAUUUUAUGGGGGAUAUUAUGACGCUCUUAUGACGCUGUUUUUCUUUUCAAGGGGAAGCUGUAAUACGAUGUGAAUGGAGUGCUUCCGAGCGACAGAGCGCAAGCCUCUUCUCGACAGAUACACGACGUUACUAGUACAGUGUCCUUACCCUGUGGAAUUCUAUAUUGUAUAAUUUAAUAUCAAAACACAAGAGUACUCCAGGAAUAUGAAAUCGUUUCGCCGUAUUUGAAUAUACAUGCACAGGUUAACAGCUGAAGUCCAUUAGCAUCUCUCCAACGCCUCUCUAUCUCUCAACGCCUACACAGUACCAGCUGUAUAGAAGGUGCCCGCAAGCACUUUGUAGACGUAAAAGAAUAAGGAUGACGAGCUAUAAUUCGCCAUCUUGGGUCAAGCAGCAUCAGACUGUAUAGCAGACGGCCGUUGAUAAUCCUCAUGAAUAAGAAACACCUUCCUAUUCCUUCUUGUCCGACCUCUCAGACGUGAUAUUACAAGAAAAAAAAAGAGUCUAGAGCGCCAGCCCUCGCCCUAGCGGGUAGCUCUUAGUGUAAUUUGUUUCUUGUGGGGGCACGCUGGCGUAAACAAGGAGGGGCGCAUGGUAGAAUAACGCGGACUCCCGUCGAGGCUAACGCCUUUCACCUCACGACCACCAAUCAAGCAAUCAAGCGGGUCUCAGUCAUGCCAGAUUACCUGUUUAUCUCCACACCAUACAUCAUUCUCUCAAUUCUUUCUCCUACGGAGCGCGCCCCUCGCGUAAAUGUUGGUUCUAAUUCGUCCGGCUAUUUCUCAGCGGUACAUCCCUCGGAGAUCUAACGCGAGCUAUAUUGAGAGAAAUUGAUGUAAUCUAGCCGUCCGACCGUAACGCUGGGUUAAUAUCGACCUUUUUCUUCUUCCUCUUCCUUCUCUUCCACCAGCCAGUUUGCGCUGACGGGGAUGGUUUAUUCUCAGGAACGUGGAGUUUGUACAAUCCCUUGUUCGGCCUGAUUGGAGACUCGACGAAAGAGUACGUACGAAAUUGAAAGCAUGGAUAAAAGAAGCUUUUCAUUGCCCGAGGAGAGUACUCAUGUUAAUGAUAUUGAUAUCCAUCUCGAUGGAUCGGCUAACGAGUCGAAACGCGAAGGAGUUGUGGAAAGAUCCCGCACAUCGCCGAACUCUCGACGUCGCGUACUGUCGGACGUAAUGCCUAUACAAAGACAGGGCAGUCGUGAUCAUUCCAGCUACCAUAUGUGUGAUUUGCCAGAACUAAGGGAAGAGGAAGUACAGGGAGGAGAUGUAGGAGUUAGAGAUGGCAGCGAACAUGAAACAAGAAGCCCUCACUUGCAUCCGCCAUCGAGCCAUGGCAGGAGAUCUCGACGGAGUUCAGCACCGACCUUAUUAGAGCCCAUUCAAGAAGGUCUUUUUGGAGCAGGUCGAAGGAACAGUACUCCCACGGUUAUGCCGCUACCAAAUCGACGGGAGGCGUCGCUAUCCCCGGCAAGAUGUGGCGACUCGCCUCCUCCUCGCUCGCCACGGCUUUGUUCGAAAGUGGCUCAUCCAUCGGUUGGUGUCACACCGGAAGAAGACCUGGCGGUGAGACUCCAAAGACGUCGGCGGUCCGAACCUGACCAUCACCUCAAAGGACUUCAAGCCAAUAUCCUCUACACGACGGAAGGCUUCUUUCCGCAACCAAGGCGAAACAGCCUGGCUACGGCCACUCUCAAUGACAUUGCAGCUCGCUUUGAACUACUUGACACCCGGAAGAAAGUGGUUGAGGAAGGUGCUGAUGGGCGAAAUGCUGCCUUGCCUGGAGCAGGAAGCCGCUCUGGCUUCAGGUGCGAAGGUGGUGCCCAUGCACCUCCUCCAAUCAGUGUGACUGAAGUCCAUUACUGACCAAACAUUUCUAUUCUGACAUGAUCGCGGGAAUAUGAAUAUUCGUGUCAUAACUCAAGUACUUCUAGAAUAGGAAACUCUUCAACCUUGUGCUAUUAAAAUCAAUUCAUUUAUAUAUUUUAUAUCAAGUCUACCAAGGGGUAUGGCUGAAUGAUCAAAUUCGUUUCUAAAGAUGUUGUCUGUAAACGAUUUAGGGCUUAUUGAUUUUAAUCGAUUAUGUUGGUUUAACUUUGUAAAUAAUAUGUAUUACUCCAUUACGAGAAAUAUUCACAGUUUACUAGAUAUAUAUUUUGCUUUUGUUUUCGCAAGAUAUCGUCGUUAUGAAUGAUGCUAUAUGGAUGGAUUUAAGGUGCUUAUAGAGAGAUUGAAAAAGACGUAUCCAUGGAAUUAAAUUUUCUUGUCAUCUUCAUUACAUCCAAACGCGAUUAUUGGAGACGUUCGGAUUUACAUAAUCUGGGAGGAUUUAGACGAAGCGCUAUCUAAUCAGUGAAUUACACCAUGAUAUCACUAAUGUCAGCUAGCAGACGAUUUUUUUUCAAUUCAAUAUAGUUUUUUACUGCGGCUCCCGAUGCCGCCACCAUCAUAAGAUCUUUGGUAAGCACGAACUGCAGUUUCUGAAAUAUAAAUACGUCUCCGCAUUUAAUGAAAUUCUAAUCAAAGAAAAGAAAUGGUCGACCGACAUAACCUUACUCGACAUCCAGCAUUGAUGAGUGUCCGCAAGAUAGCAUGAGUAAUCAAAUGUCCUGAUGGGCGCCCUUCUGUGUCGUAUUGUCAUGACUGUCUG